This is a messenger RNA of Pteronotus mesoamericanus, 3274 nucleotides long. RefSeq names its product ankyrin repeat and SOCS box containing 3 (gene ASB3). Bases 179 to 1756 code for a protein of 525 amino acids. Gene Ontology annotation, biological process: intracellular signal transduction. Gene Ontology annotation, molecular function: protein binding. The transcript has 10 exons. Lineage: Eukaryota; Metazoa; Chordata; Mammalia; Chiroptera; Mormoopidae. The record is from RefSeq and is a predicted model, not a curated record.
GUCUUGGUCAACAUUAUUUUAUUUUCUCGCUUAGAAGCAUUGAUCUUCAGAAUGCUAAACAAAGAUUCUCCUGCAGCCUCCGUAAACCACAUUAACCUUCCUCUGGUGCGCGUGUGCAGAGGACUGCAAUACCCACAAUCCUUUUCUGGGAUUUGUGGCUCUGAGACUGGUCAAAAGAAUGGAUUUUACAGAGGCUUACUCUGACACAUGCUCCAUGGUUGGACUUGCUGCCAGGGAAGGCAAUGUUAAAGUCUUAAGAAAACUGCUCAAAAAGGGACUGAGCGUUGAUGUUGCUGAUAAUAGGGGAUGGAUGCCAAUUCAUGAAGCAGCUUAUCACAACUCUGUAGAAUGUUUGCGGAUGUUAAUUCAUACAGAUUCAUCUGAAGACUACAUUAGGACAAAGACUUUUGAGGGCUUCUCUGCAUUGCAUUUUGCUGCAAGUCGAGGACAUUGGAAGAUUGUACAGAUUCUUUUAGAAGCUGGGGCAGAUCCUAAUGCAACCACUUUAGAGGAAACCACGCCACUGUUUUUAGCUGUUGAAAAUGGACGGAUAGAUGUGUUAAGGCUGUUGCUUCGACAUGGAGCAAAUGUUAAUGGGUCCCAUUCUAUGUGUGGAUGGAAUGCCUUGCACCAGGCUACUUUUCAGGAAAAUGCUGAAAUCAUAAAGUUGCUCCUUAAAAGAGGAGCAAACAAGGAAUGCCAGGAUGACUUCGGAAUCACACCUUUAUUUGUGGCUGCUCAGUAUGGCAAACUAGAAAGUUUGAGCAUACUUAUUUCAUCGGGUGCAAAUGUCAAUUGUCAAGCCUUGGACAAAGCUACUCCCUUGUUCAUUGCUGCUCAAGAGGGCCACACAGAAUGUGUGGAGCUUUUGCUGUCCAGUGGGGCAGAUCCUAAUCUCUACUGUAAUGAGGACAAUUGGCAGUUACCUAUUCAUGCAGCUGCACAGAUGGGCCAUACAGAAAUCUUGGACUUGCUAAUACCACUUACUAACCGGAUCUGUGACACUGGGCCAGACAAAGUGAGCCCUGUCUACUCAGCAGUGUUUGGAGGACAUGAAGACUGCCUGGAAAUGUUACUCCGGCAUGGCUACAGCCCAGAUGCCCAGAUGUGCCUAGUCUUUGGAUUUAGUUCUCCGCUGUGCAUGGCUUUCCAAAAGGACUGUGAAUUCUUUGGAAUUGUGAAUAUUCUUUUGAAAUAUGGAGUCCAGCUAAAUGAACUUCAUUUGGCAUACUGCCUGAAGUAUGAGAAGUUUUCAGUAUUUCGAUACUUUUUGAAGAAAGGCUGUCCAUUGGCGUCAUGGAACCAUAUAUCUGAAUUUAUAAAUCAUGCAGUUAAAGCACAGGGAAAAUAUAAGGAAUGGUUGCCAUCUCUCCUACUUGCUGGAUUUGACCCACUGAAUCUUCUAUGCAAUUCCUGGAUUGAAGCCGUCAGUGAUGACACCCUUAUCUUCACUUUGGAGUUUACUAAUUGGAGGAGACUUCCUCCAGCUGUUGACAAGAUGCUCUCUGCUCGGGCCUCAAACUCCUCUUGGGCCCUACAGCAGCAUAUUGCUGCUGUUCCAUCCCUGACCCACCUUUGUCGCUUGGAAAUUCGGUCCAGUCUAAAACCGGAACACCUACGAUCUGACAGUUUUAUCUGCCAGUUGCCGCUUCCCAGAAGCCUACAUAAUUAUUUGCUCUAUUCAGAGGUUCUGAGGAUGAAUGAAGUUCCCGAACUGGCAGUUAUUCAAGAUGGAGAAAUCAGUGAUACUGCUUAAUGCACCUUGUGUCUUACUCUGAAAACCACCAAGACUAAGAGCCAUGGAGUACAGAGUCUUCAUGAUUUUAUAGUUACAAAAGAUGAUUUUUGUUUGAGUGGUUGGUUAGGUGUUUUUUGGGAGGCAUUAGUUUAAUGCAACUGGAGACUUCCUGAUAAAAAUACUGUAAACCCAACUUACAUUACUUUAUUACAGUUUCAUCAUCAGUACACUUUUUGUUGUGAUAUUUAUUUACCUAACAAUUUUUCUUUAUUCUAUUAAUGAACUAUGGUGCUGCUUCUAGUGCUGCACAUGGCAUAUUUCCACCUAUGACUCUGUGUUUAUCUAGGGGGGGCUUAGGGCGGACCACAUAAAACUUGACUGGAAGUGGACACACAGUGGGGUUAAAUCUAUUAUUAUCAUUAUUUCAUUUGAGGUUGAAUAUCUUUAUGUUUGUAAAAGAAUUAUUUUAUAUUUUGUUCUUAUUUCUUAAUUUAGUCACUUUUAUGAAGAAUUGGCAUUCAUUGGCUUUUCAUGGGUAAACUCAGGAGAAUUCCUUUAAAAAAAGAAUAUAGAAAAUGAAUUGUUUUGCUGUUGUUUCUUUUUCAGUUCCUUGAUAUUCUCUUUGGCUAAAAAAGACCAUGUUUCUGAAAAGGCAAGAACAGACCUAAUCUCAAAGGUAUUCUCAGUUGAAAAAAAAUUAGGUUGGUAUUGGGAUAAAUGAACAUUUUGUCCCAUUUAGAAUACUAAUCGGGAGACUUGGAAGGGGCAAAAAGGUAUGUAUUCCUGAGGUACUUAAUAUCAAAAACAAACAUUCAAGCUCCAUUCCGCCUCCAAAUCAGAGGGCAGCUUUGAUCCUAUGAAGCAAGAUUGCUAUUUCUAUUAAUAUUAUAGUGUUUUUCUUUUUUAUUAUCUACAUAGGUUAUCAAAUAGUCCAUGAAAUUGAGACCUCAGAGUCCUAGGUUAAUGAGACACCGCCUCAUUGAUUUUACAAUUGCUCAGUCUGAAUCUAGAGUCAGAGAGGACUAAACACUGGAUCAAAUGAGCUAUGAUAAGAGGCUCUGGAGACCAACCUUGAAAGAAAAGUUACAGAACCAUCACUGUCAUGAUAGACACCUAGAGAUAGGGUCCAAAGGAGGGCAUGUCUUCUGUCUUAUUGGGAUCCUGUGGCUUAAAACAGAUGGAGUGCGUCAGCCAGGUCCAUCUCCGAUAGUCCUUGGCUGUUUGAUGAACGCAAUAAUGAAGGCAGACCAAAUGAUGGAGGCAUUGUUAAAGGCCUGGACUGAACUCAGAGCUAGUUAGAGCUGUAGUUACUGCCUGUGGAGGAGAGAUAGAGUCUGAAUGUGGGUACGCAGGCAGAAAUAAAGUAGAUAUGGAAAACCAGAUGGAAAUUCUGAUACUUAGUAAAAUUCCAAGAAUGUAUGUACUAUGUAGUAUUUUCAAAAUGUCCUAAUCUUUAUUUUCCCAAACCCUAAGUCUGUGAUUUUUAGCAUAAUCAGUUUUUUGUUAGGGUCAAAUGUACAUAAAAUGUUAAUAUUU